Messenger RNA from Saccostrea cuccullata (small rock oyster), 948 nucleotides. RefSeq lists its product as uncharacterized. NCBI's taxonomy places the organism in Eukaryota, Metazoa, Mollusca, Bivalvia, Ostreida, Ostreidae. Bases 455 to 781 code for a protein of 108 amino acids. The transcript is spliced from 4 exons. The record is from RefSeq and is a predicted model, not a curated record.
CAGGUUUGUUAAAGACUCUUUGGUUAUAAAAAUUGAAGGAUUAGAUAAAGUAAGAAGCAAUCGAAUAAACAAAACAGAUUUAUAACAUGUGAUGAAACAAAUGGUGUGCCAGUAAGUGACUUAGAUUACAGUUAUCAUUAUCAUAGAGUUAUGGCUGUGACGGUGAGAAUAUUCAUGUCGUUAAAGAAGAAAAGACAUAUUCGGUUUAGGAAGAUGAGAAAAUAAAUCAGUUGAGAGUGGGCAGAAGUGUAGUUGAGCUUGGGAUUCUUGCGGAUGGUCUAAGCAGUUGUCAGUUAUGCAGACAGCCACUGCAAUUGUCAAAUUGUGUAGGGGAACACAAAAUUCGGCCUUGCACAUGUAGCCAUACUACUUGUCAAGUGCAAAUUUACAGACUGUGGGCUAGUACUGAAGUGGCAACAGGAAGCAAAUACCAGAAUUCAAAUGGCAGAAAUGCAUGGGAUGUAAAUACCAAACUAGCAGCAGGAAUAAUAAACGGAGGAUUUGCCGAUUUGGUGAAACACAUGUACAUUCACUCCUGGCUGCUUUAAACAUACCAAGCGUUUCUCAGAUAACUCUGAAGAAUAGAGGAAGAGAGGUCGGGCAACAGUUUGGACAAUUGGCCGGGGAAACUUGUAAUGAAAGUCUGCAGGAGGAGAUGAGAUUGAGUGAAGGGAGUCUAGCAGGUAUAUCUGAUGGUGCUUGGCAGAAGCGGGGUACCGGGAGAGCUUAUAAUAGUCUUACAGGACUUGCCUCUCUGUUGGAGAAAAAUCCAAGAAAAUAGUCAUUUUUUAGUAAAGGGGAAAAAAGUAUGGUAUGUGCAGCUGCCAAAUUAAAGGGUAAUCCUCCCAGGCAACACAAGUGCUGUAAGAACUCAACUGGAUCGGUGAAGGCCAUGGAGCCUCAGCCUGCCACGGCCUGUGAGAUGUUGGAGAAGAUCGAGAAUGUAGG